This is a messenger RNA of Myxocyprinus asiaticus (Chinese sucker), 5480 nucleotides long. Its product is annotated as cingulin-like. The transcript is spliced from 21 exons. The record is from RefSeq and is a predicted model, not a curated record. Bases 136 to 3693 code for a protein of 1185 amino acids. NCBI's taxonomy places the organism in Eukaryota, Metazoa, Chordata, Actinopteri, Cypriniformes, Catostomidae. Gene Ontology annotation, cellular component: myosin complex.
CCUUUGAGGCGCAAUAGUUAGACCUGUCAUUUUAAGAAGCGUCCAUUACUUUAUAAUAUCAGUUCUCACGAAGAAAAGCCAACGGACAGAGGACACGUGAGCAGAGUGAAAUAUACACUUUGCCGUAAUAUCAGUAUGUCUGCUCCUGUCUCAGGUAGGAAGACCCCAGUGGACUAUGGCGUUCAGAUUCGCUUUAUAAAUGACCUGCAUGACACUGGUGGGGGAGUGAGUGGGCAGUCUCGGAAAGAAGGCUCCAAAAAGACCUCUUCUCGCUAUGGAGUAGCAGUGAGGGUACAGGGCAUCGGGGGACAGCCAUAUGUUGUACUGAAGGAGGGCGAGAAAGGAGACUCAUAUGGAGUACAGCUGAGAACACAACCACCUGCGUACAACAGCCUGCCCAGGAGGAGAGAGGAUGGGGUAAUCCAGGGUCCGUAUUUCUCGUCUGGAGAUAACAGCCCCCUUCGUAGAGCUCAUUCUCAUGGCUCCCUUUUGGAGAGAGACAGCAGCAGCGAUGACUUCACUGACCAACUCAGUCGUCCGCUUGGAGAUGGACAGUCUGGUAGCUAUGGCAAGCUGGAUGGAGGUGUCGGAGUGGGAGCGGAGCGACCAAGAGGAAGGAUGGAGAGAAAUCAGUGGGGUGGUUCCUACCAGGCAGGGCUGAAUGGAUCUCUUGGAAGAGGGAGAAAUGGAAGCAGUCACUACACCUCAUCGGAAUCUGUCGAAAUAUCUCCACAAGGCGAGCACACACACAGCCAAUCAGCUCCCAGCUCCAGACGACACACUCCUGUUCACAGACUCGUCGAUAGGUUUGAUGGGAGCUCUGCUGUACAGUCAAGUAACACAGGGGCCUCCGCUAGGGGGCACUAUCCUGGCCUGAAUGCAGGAGACAGACCUGCGUCUGUCUCACCAUCACUUUCAUCUGUUCAAAACACAUACUCCUCAUCUCUCUCUUCCACACCUGCCUCUGCCUACAGCUGCUUGGGGCAGGGCUCAACUUCUGUUGCCAAGGUUAAAGCUGUCACUUCAUCUGUGCCCUCAUCAGUUGAGUCACAAGUAACCCCUGACCUUUUGAUGGACCAGGGCAAAAGUUCAGGGUCAGAGUUCUCUGCAGAGGAUCAAAUACAGCAGAUAAUCUAUGAUGUUCUACGACAGGGGAGUACAGAGGGAGAUGCUGUCAUUAAGCGCAGGGUUCGAAUAAUCUGUGACAAUAUUCAAGGACUGAAGGGAUCUCAGGUGAGCAGAUCUGAUGACUCCUUGAAAGAGGAGCUUGAGAAAUCUCUGGAUGAAAAUAUACAGCUGCAGGAACAGCUGGGAAGGAAGAACACAGAGCUUCACCAAAUACAUUCAGAGCUAACUCAGUUGCGAAUGGACAGAGAGAGCGCAGAGUCUUAUGUGAGAGAACUGGAGGAUCAGCUGGCAGAACUACAGGAUGAGCUGAGGAGAGAGACACACAAUAGGGCUCAGGCCGACACAAUGCACAUGGAGUUGAUGGCUCUUAGAGCUGAGUUGGCUGAGGCAGCAGGGCUCCGUCAAAAGCAGGAGGACUCUCUGAGGCAGAGAGAGAGAGAACUAACUGCUCUGAAGGGAGCACUGAAAGAGGAGGUGUCCACACAUGACAAAGAGAUUGAGACUCUCAGAGAGCAGUACAGCCAAGACAUGGAGCGAUUACGAGCGAGCAUGGAGCAGGUUUCACAGUCUCAGGCAACUAUAGAAGCGGAGCGUCACCGUGUGAACUCCACAGUAAGGUCUCUUCAGCAGCAAUUGGAGGAGAGCAAUGACGAGGGAAACCACUGGAGAGAGCAGUUCCAGUCCAGCAGAGAAGAGCUACGCAACACCAAACAAGAGUUACUGCAGGCUCGUCUGGAGAAAGAGGAGUUUGAGGAGGAGCUUAAAGAGCUGCAGGAGAAAGUGAACACCAUGAAACAUAAGAUACCAGAUCACAAACAGACAAAAACAAUCAGCCAGGAACUUGAGCAUUGUCGUGCUGACCUACAGAAGGCUCAAGCAGAGCUUGAUAAAUUAAAAAUAGAACAUGACAAGAAGACAAUGGAAAUUGUCUUAUUAAAGAAGAGCAAACAGGAGCUUGAAGCAGAGCAGAAAUAUGAGAUUGACAGGUUGAAGGACCAAUCACGAAAAGAUAAAGAAGAGCUGACAAAAGUGCAUGAGAGGGCCAAACAGCUAGCUGAACCCUCAUUAGUGGAGGCCCUGCGUGGGGAGUUGAACGACACGCGAGAGGAGGUGGAGCGACUGCGCAGUCAGCUGCUCUCAGCUGAAGAAGAGCUGCAGGCUGAGAAAGACAAACUUGGCUAUUUUCAAACCCAAGCAAACACUCUGACACAUGAGUGCAAGGAACUCGAGGAAACUAACAAGCGUAUGAAGGAGCGAAUUACACGCCUGGAGACUCAGCUGCAAGAGCGCAUGUCUCAGAGUGUUGAGGCCGAGCAGGAGCAGCAGGAGGAGACAAGGAGACUGAGGCAGCAGCUGGAUGAGUCCAGGCAUGAGAGCUCCAGAUUGGGCCUAGAGAGGGACGAACUGGCUCGUAAUCUUGAAGAGAGAGAGAGAGACAGAGACGCUCUCCGCAAGGAGAACACACAGCUCAAUGACCAGAGAAGACAGCAAGAUAGAGCACUAGACAAACUCAAUAAAGAGAUGGAGCGCUUGUCUGCAGCGUCCCGUGAGGAGUUGCGGCUCCUGCAGGCUCAGCUGGAUGAGCAGAGAGAAAAGUGGAGGAAAGAGCAGCAGGACUCUCAGAAGGACACUAAAGAGAAGCUCAGUGAGCUGGAGAGAGCUCAAAGCACCAUCCACUCCCUGCAGGAGGAGAUGGCUCGUCAAAAGAAGGAGCUGUUCUCAUGUUUUGAGGAGCGAGACAAUGCUAUAUUAGAUAAAGAGCUCCUCAUCAACCGCCUCAAACAUCUGGAGGGUGAAAUGGAGGCACACCGCACCACACAAAAUGACCGCUCACGAGACAUCCGCAGCAUGGAGGACAAAAUCAAGCAUCUGGAGCUUGAAUUGGAUGAGGAGAAGAGCAGUUCAGAGAUGCUCACAGAAAGAAUCAGCAGGAGCAGAGAUCAGAUUGAACAGCUGCGUACAGAGCUCAUGCAAGAGAGAUCCUCCAAACAAGACCUGGAGCUGGACAAAAAUGCUCUGGAGAGACAGAUAAAGGAGUAUAAAUCCCGUAUAUCUGAGAUGGAGGGCCAGUCACGUUCCUCUACUGGUGUGUCUCAGCUGGAGAGCAAAAUCCAAGAAUUUGAGGAGCGAUUGCGCACAGAGGAAAGAGAGAAGAACUCAGUUCUGUCUUCUCAGCGACGCCUGGAGAGGAAACUAAAGGAGCUGAACAUCACCCUGGAUGAGGAGAGACAGCAGCAUACAGAACAGAGAGACCAGCUGGCUCUGCGUGUGAAGGCUCUGAAAAGGCAGGUGGAUGAGGGAGAGGCGGAGGCAGAGCGGCUGGAUGGAUUGAGGAGAAAAGCCGUCAGAGACAUGGAGGAGCAGCUGGAACAGAAGGAGGUGCUGCAGUCCAGAGUUACAGCACUAGAGAAUGAACUCAAGAGAAAGAUCCAGCAGGCCAGACAGUCAGCUCUGGAGUCUUCAGUUCUUAGCUCUGAGGAUGAUGACGAUGAUGUUGGACUGUAUGAUCAUUCCAGCAUUACCUCCAUCCUCACUGAGAGCAACCUGCAGACCAGCUCCUGCUGAAGAGAGAGAGGAUAUUACAAUGGAUAUGAGGUGGUAAAACUUCAGUCUAUAGUGUUCAGGUUACCAGCACCACCUCAUAUUAAUCAGUAAUUUAAACAAAUUGUAAAAUCUGGUUGCAAUUUGGGGUUAAACUCUCUUCUUUCUAAAAAAAAUUGUGAACUGAGCAGCAGUUGAAAAACACUGUCAGUUUUGUCAGCUUUUCCCACACUUUGAGACACCUGUCAUUUUCACGGUCAGCCAGAAAUACUUCUAAGUAGAUACCAGACAUGACUUUAUUUGUUUAGACCUCAAUUUAGCCAUAGAGACCCUUUUAGUGAGAGCCUUAAAGAUUCAUUUAGAUUAAGGGUAAUUUUGUAAAUGGGAAAAAUCUGAAACCUCUUUAGAGGAGGAAUUACAUCAGGUUAAAAACAUUUAGAAAACAAAUUGAGAAUAUAAUGAGAAUAGAACUUAAUAUAACCGAUAUUUAUCCUUUGUGUAGCGUGCAUAUAGAAGUAUAGAGGUUAUUAGUGAAGUUAUGUGCAUAUAAGAAAUCAGUCAUAUAUAUAUAUAAAGGGGACAGAAUGGUGGUUGAUAUGGAAUACUGGAUUCAUAUUAGUUGAAUAUGCUGUGAAUGCAACAUUUUUAUCUUCAUGAAGGGUGGUAAAAAUUAUAAUUUUAAGAGCCCAGUGAAUUAGAACUCAUCAUGAGCACAAGUGUAUUUUUUUUAUGAUGAGAGGGAGAUAUGAGAGAUCAAGGUAUUAGUAGUGGGGAGGUGACCACACAGUAAUAGUCCAAAGCAUGCUUCCUAAAGAAUACUUGUGUUCCAGUUUUACAGUUUUAAGUGCAGUAGAUUAGAAAGAGGGAAAUAAAGGUUUUGGUAUAAAGAAAGGGAUUGUUUCAUUUUCUGCUACUCAGAAUACACUUUGUUAUUUUUUUUAUUUUUUUUAUUUACAGAGCUUAUUAAAGAAGGCAAUAAGUGAAUCAACAUUAAAUAUAUGCACUAAUGAUGCUAAAACAAUUCAUAGCAAAAAUGAGAUGACAAAACAACAUAAUCAAACAAUCAACAAUAUAAAAUACACUUCAUUUAAUAAAAUUAUGAACAAAGUAUGAGCUUCAAGUUCAGCGCUGGAUUACUUAUAGCAAAUCUUAUUUAGUAUUCUAAAAAUAGCAGAGGCAUUCUAAAUUAUCUAUAUAUAUAUGUAUAUGUGUUUUUUUGUUUUUGUUUUUUUUUUUGGUAAAAACAUCCAUUUUUCUGUUCUCACCAAAAGUAAUUAAUUAACAGGCUAAAAGUACAACAGAUCAAGGUAUUAUUUCACUAGUGUCCAGACAUGCCUGGUGGAAUGUUAUGUUUGAAAAAUAAUAAAUUAUGUAAUUCUGUUGCUUGUUUACCAUGAAUACUCUGACCCACUGUUAUUUACUCAAGGUAGAAUAUUUAAGCAAAGUUAUUUAAAUAAACUGAAAUCAGCUGAUUUUUCUACUGUGCGUAGUUUUCAUAUGAAUACUGUAUCAGGCUCACAUUUGAGUCUGGUAUUUUCAUGAUACCAAGCUGCCUUUUUCACAUCUAUAUUUACAGUACUUUAUCUAUGUACACCAUUUUGAUUCAUUUGUAUUUUGCAACACCACUACGAUGCCUUGUAAGUGUAUUGAUUUUUUUUUUCGUUUUUUUUUUUAUUGUUGUUUCAAAGUUAAUCAGCUUGAUUUAUGUAUUCAUGUAUAUUGUAUUUAUGUGUUUGUAUUAGAAUUUGCAUUAAGCAAUGAUCAAAUCAAAGCUUUGUAUUUUUCUGUGAGCAAAACUUUUUCUGUCAAAA